Sphaerodactylus townsendi is the source of this 3950-nucleotide messenger RNA. It is a transcript of the gene LRFN1, whose product is annotated as leucine rich repeat and fibronectin type III domain containing 1. Lineage: Eukaryota; Metazoa; Chordata; Lepidosauria; Squamata; Sphaerodactylidae. The transcript has 3 exons. The coding region runs from base 503 to 2755 and encodes 750 amino acids. Gene Ontology annotation, molecular function: protein binding. The record is from RefSeq and is a predicted model, not a curated record.
GGUUGGGCCGGUGCGCUCCUGUCUUGCCGCCCGGCGCCGGGGAAGGAGGCGCUUCGCUCCGGCGCUCCGCCUCCCCUCGCCCCCCACCCCGCCAGCCCAGCCCCGGUUCUGCGGAGCUGGGAGAAGCCGGAGCGGGGACCUGCCCCUCGUCGGAUCUGGCCCGCAGCCCCUCCCCGGGAGCGCGGCGAUGGCGACCCCCCGCUGAGAGGCGCUCCGGGAGCCCCCCCGACCCCCCUCCCUCUGCGCAGCUCGCCGCCAGCCCGGCUUUGUCUGCGGACUCCGCCGAUGGAAGCUGCAGGCAGCCGGCCUGGCCAGGGGGGGGUCCCUUGAGGGGCCCCUCCAAGCCCCGCCAGCCAGGCGCCGGGCCGCACGGAGACUGCGGGAGGCGCCCGGCCGUCCCCGCAACGCAGCCCCAAAGGAUGAGCCCUCCCCUCGGCUGAGCCCCAGCUGCACCCCUCAACCCCCCCUCAGGGCCUGAGCAGGGACGGUGUGUGCCAGUACCAUGGAAAAGCUCUUCCUGCCUCUCCUGAUGCUUGGCACCAUGGCAAAAGCACAGCACUGCCCCGGCCGUUGCAUCUGCCAGAACAUCUCCCCCACGCUGACCAUGCUGUGUGCCAAGACGGGCCUGCUCUUUGUCCCGCUCACCAUUGACCGGCGCACAGUGGAGCUCCGCCUGACUGACAACUUCAUCACUAUCAUCCGCCGCAAGGACUUCUCCAACAUGACCAACCUGGUGCACCUCACCCUCUCACGCAACACCAUCAGCCAGAUCUUGCCCUUCGCCUUCUCCGACCUGCGUGCCUUACGAGCCCUGCAUAUGAACAGCAACCGCUUGGCCAUCCUCAAGAACGAGCACUUCCGAGGACUCAGCAACCUGCGGCACCUCAUCCUCGGGAACAACCAAAUCAGCCACAUCGAGCCUUCCGCCUUCGACGAGUUCCUCUCCACUGUGGAAGACCUGGACCUCUCCUACAACAACCUGGAGAUGCUGCCCUGGGAGGCCAUUGGCCAGAUGGUGAGCCUCAACACCUUGACGCUGGACCACAACCUCAUCGACCACAUUGCCGAGGGCACCUUUUCCCAACUCCACAAGCUGGUGAGGUUGGACAUGACGUCCAACCGGCUGCAGAAGCUGCCCCCGGACAACCUCUUCCUGAGAGCACAAGUCCUGGCCAACGCUCGCGGGACUCACCCGUCCACCUUGACCAUCAGCUUUGGAGGGAACCCGCUGCAUUGCAACUGUGAGCUCCUCUGGCUCCGGAGGCUCACCAGGGAAGACGACUUGGAGACUUGUGCCUCCCCGGAGCACUUGAUGGACAAGUAUUUCUGGUCCAUCCCCGAGGAAGAGUUCAUCUGCGAGCCGCCGCUCAUCACCCGCCAGUAUUCCUCCAAGGCAUUCAUCAUGGAGGGCCAAGGGGUGAGCCUCAAGUGCAAAGCAGUGGGGGAUCCGGAGCCUUCCAUCCACUGGAUUGCCCCCGAUGGCAAGUUGAUCCACAACACCACCCGCACAAUGGUCUUCGACAACGGCACGCUGGAGGUUCUCAUCACCACCUUGAAGGACAACGGCAUCUUCACCUGCAUCGCCUCCAACGCUGCCGGAGAAGCCACAGCCCCCGUGGAGAUCUGCAUUGUCCCGCUGCCUCUGCUGGUCAACAACACAGGCCACAUGAAAGAACCCGACCCCGGCUCAUCGGACAUCACCACCUCCGCCAAAUCUGGAGCCAAUGACACGAAGAACCACCUGGACAAGAAGAUUGUAGCGGCCGAUCUGACGUCCACCUCUGUGGUCAUCCACUGGCCUUCGGAGCGGCACAUCCCCGGCAUCCGCAUGUACCAGAUCCAGUACAACAGCAGCCUGGAUGACUCUCUGGUUUACAGGAUGAUUCCCUCGUCCAGCAAGACCUUUCUGGUCAAUGACCUGGCAGCAGGCAGAGACUACGACCUGUGCGUCUUGGCUGUUUAUGACGACGGGGUGACGUCCCUCACGGCCACUCGGGUGGUGGGCUGUGUGCAGUUCACCACUGAAGGGGAGAGCACCCAGUGCCACUCGCUCCACACCCAGUUCCUGGGCGGGACCAUGAUCAUCAUCAUCGGGGGCAUCAUCGUGGCAUCUGUGCUGGUCUUCAUCAUCAUCCUCAUGAUCCGCUACAAGGUCUAUAGUGGCCAGGAUGAGCACAAGAAAGCCAAAGUCAGCAACGUCUACUCGCAGACCAACGGGAACCAGCCCCUCACAGCCACCCCAUUGCCCCUUUCAGCCUCCAAGGCUGGGGAGGACAAAUAUGAAACCUUCCAAGAAGUCAACUCCAAGGAAACUACAUUUGCCAGAGACACCAAGGAAGAUGCCCACAACAGCCAAGAUGCCACCUUGACGGAGGUGGAUAAGAGAGCUGCCAAGAAGGGGCCCGACCUCCAGACGGUGGCGAUCUUGACUUCCGAGGAAGGGCAAACAGAAAGCAGCAUGACCGGCUCAUCCAUUUCCUUGUGCCUCCUCAAGGACACCGGCAUGGGGCCACAGCUCCGUGCCAAGCUGAGCGGCAGCGGCCCAGGGGUCUUCCCCCGUGAGCUGUCCAGGACUCACCACCACCGACACUCAUUUGACGGGGAUUACUCCUUGUUCCAGAGUCACAGCUACCCCCGUCGAACGCGGACAAAAAGACACCUGUCCACCUCUCAGUUGAACUCGGAAGAGUGCCCCCUGAGUCAGAGGCGGGUCACUUUUAGCAGCACGGAAUGGAUGCUGGAAAGCACAGUGUGAAAUGUCGGGGGGGAGGGCAGGUUGGUGUCGGGUGGGACGGGAAACGGGACUGCCGGACGCACAAGCAGCUUGGGGCAAAGCAAAGAGGGAAGGAUGGCGGGAAGGUGGGAGCAAGCCGACUUGCUUGAGAGGACGGGGGUGGAUCCGGCACGUCCCCCAAUCUCUUUCCAAAACAACCGCUUGUUUCCGGGAUCUUCUGCAGCGGUGCCUUAGCCAAGCCACAAUAUUCAGAGACCAAGAGGGAUGGGACACCACUGGGGGGUUUUGAAAGGAAGAAGCGACUGGGUUUUCCAGUCGGGGGGGGGGGAGGGAGGACGGAAGUGGGUGGGGGUGGACAUGCAGUGCCAAAUGGUGCUGGGAUUGUGGGUGGGAGGGCUUGAGGGUGGGGUGGCCAAGGAGAGACACAUAUGCACAGAUGACACGAAAUUAAACAAAGAUCCUUUUUUCUCUUUAUGCAUUAAUAAGUGUUCCAAUAAAAAGGAGAUGCGUGCGGAGUUAUUUCAGGAGAAGACCGAGCAAAAAAAAAAAAGCCCGGUGGAGCUGGGGUGAUGGGACCAAAGGGGGGGGGGUCCCUUCCCACACGCUACCCCACCCCCAUCCGGGGACCCAACAAGACAAUUCAGUUACUCUAUUUAUUGUAUCUGGCUGGUCUAGAUAAAAUUUCUGUGUUCGGCGUGUUCAUUAUCCGGAAAGUCAUUUGACCCCCGUUUGACUCCCUUAAAUUCCCAUUGUAAUGCCUGUCCCCAAUCCCAUCCUCCCAACCAUACUUCCUCCAAAACCUUACAGCCCAUCUCUGCUGCCAGCCCCCCAACUUUGCUGUCUCCAUCCAGUCCUUGAAUAUACCCCAUCCCAUCUGAUCUGCCCCCAGCCAGCCAAAGCUGCAAGAAACGUCUCCUUCCCCUCCUCCUUGACCCUUCCCCAUGUCCCAGGAAAAAAAACCUUGUCCUAAAAUCCCAAACACACAACCCUAUACAUAUUUCCUAACCAAAUCAUGACUUUUUAAAAAGUCAAUCCCUCCCCCGAUGUUUGAGUGUUGACCACAAGUUUUUACAUUAAAAACCUGUGCCUGCCGUGCCCCCCCAGCCCGCCCCCCCAUUCCAUUCCUUCCUCUUCCAGCCCCACCCAGCCCCUCUUCCUCCAUAACAGGGUACGGCCGCUUUCAGGAGGUGAUUAAAUCUUUUGUGUGUGAACUGCA